AUGGUGACCAAGACACAGGAGACUGAGUUGAGCAAUCUGGAGAGCCAGGUGGACAAUGGAGGAGGAGGGGCUUGGGAGUACCUCUGCCUGGUCAGGAAUCUCAAGGUCCGGCGUUCUGAGAAAGUUUUGAAGCAUGGGCUAUCGAUCCUCAGCGACCCCAAAAAGCGAUCCAGCCUUGGCCCCGAUGAAUGGACACUAUAUGAGCAAGUAGCAAUUGCAGCUAUGGACUGCCAAUGUCUUGAUGUUGCAAAGGAUUGCAUAAAGGUUCUACAGAAAAGAUUUCAGGAGAGCAAAAGGGUUGGUAAGCUGGAGGCAUUGUUGCUUGAAGCAAAGGGAUUCUGGGAAGAGGCAGAAAAAGCUUACUCAAGCCUCUUAGAAGAUAAUCCAUUAGAUCAAGCAAUACAUAAGAGGAGGGUAGCUAUGGCAAAGGCACAAGGAAAUAUUUCUGGGGCCAUUGAAUGGCUCAAUAAAUAUCUUGAAAUAUUUAUGGCUGAUCAUGAUGCCUGGAGAGAGCUGGCUGAAAUAUAUGUCUCCUUGCAAAUGUACAAGCAAGCGGCAUUUUGCUAUGAGGAGCUAAUAUUAUCUCAACCCAUGGUACCCCAGCACCACUUGGCGUAUGCUGAUGUGCUUUAUACAAUUGGUGGACUAGAGAACCUUCAGACUGCAAAGAAAUACUAUGCAUCCACCAUAGACUUGGCCGGUGGCAAAAAUACCCGGGCUCUCUUCGGAAUUUGUUUGUGUUCUUCUGGCAUCGGACAGCUUUCUAAAGGGCGGAACAAAGAUGACAAGGAAAGCCCAGAGCUGCAAGCUCUGGCAGCAACAGCUUUGGAGGCAGACUACAAGCAGAGAGCAUCUGACAAGCUUCCUCUGCUUACCACUGCCCUAAAAAGCUUGAAAGUUUCGUCAUGACUUCCCUGAUUAUUG
This is a messenger RNA of Juglans microcarpa x Juglans regia, 924 nucleotides long. Its product is annotated as ER membrane protein complex subunit 2-like. Gene Ontology annotation, cellular component: EMC complex. The transcript is spliced from 9 exons. The coding region runs from base 1 to 909 and encodes 302 amino acids. Gene Ontology annotation, molecular function: protein binding. The record is from RefSeq and is a predicted model, not a curated record. Gene Ontology annotation, biological process: protein folding in endoplasmic reticulum. NCBI's taxonomy places the organism in Eukaryota, Viridiplantae, Streptophyta, Magnoliopsida, Fagales, Juglandaceae.